CAUGUGGUUCUACUGCUGCCACAUUCAUCUGAAAACAUCGACCUCAAUGGAACCAGAGGAGCUCCGGGGUUGUGGCAAUGCACUUACACCUCCAGCAAGAAGUUUAAUCCUAAGGAAAGUAGCAUAUAUUGGCAGGGCAUAAAUUAUCCACACAUUGUUGUACACGCUUACAGAUACGGGGUACAAGAUUUUCAAUACCAAAACCAGCCAUAUAUAAAUAGGACAAAAAUCUUCACUGAUCAGUUACCUUCUGGAAACUUAUCACUCGUCAUUGAGCCGCUGAUGCUGAAAGAUGACCAGACCUCACUUGAAGUUGUUGUGUCGGGAAAAAUAGAAGGCUCAGAUAAGCUCUGCCAGACAACUCUGUAUGUAGCAGCUCCUUUCCAGAACCCAAACAUUGAGAUAAACCAAACAGAGAUGACAGCAACCUGCAGCACAAAUGGAGGAUACCCUGAACCUGAACUCAAAUGGAGCGGGGAUGGAGGGACUAAACUGGAACCACAAAAAACCACAAUGACUCGUGAAGCAGACCUCACCUACAACAUCAGCAGCAGAGUCAACGUCACUGGGUUACAGAAAGUGACCUGCACAGUUUACAACCCAACUUCAAACCAGACUCUGACUGCAACUAAAGAUGUGUCACCUAUCAAGAGUCCAG
Messenger RNA from Morone saxatilis (striped sea-bass), 658 nucleotides. Its product is annotated as T-lymphocyte activation antigen CD80-like. Lineage: Eukaryota; Metazoa; Chordata; Actinopteri; Moronidae. The record is from RefSeq and is a predicted model, not a curated record. Gene Ontology annotation, biological process: negative regulation of T cell proliferation; cell surface receptor signaling pathway; positive regulation of T cell proliferation. Gene Ontology annotation, cellular component: external side of plasma membrane.